Penicillium olsonii is the source of this 825-nucleotide messenger RNA. The record is from the annotation of a GenBank genome assembly. NCBI's taxonomy places the organism in Eukaryota, Fungi, Ascomycota, Eurotiomycetes, Eurotiales, Aspergillaceae.
AUGCCGGGACUACCAGAUGGGCUCAUCUCAUUUGGACCAGGUGCCAACUGUACCCUAGACCUCUGUCCCCUCGAAGCCAGCAUUCUCAGAUAUCAACCAUCUCUUCCAGCUACCUAUGCCCCAAUAGCAAUAUUUGCUAUCUCACUCCUUUGGAAUGUGUUCAAUGGCACUUAUAAUUGCUCGUGGGGCUUCAUGGCUAGCUUGAUAGGUGGGUGCAUAUUGGAGAUCGUUGGAUACGUUGGGCGCAUCAUCAUCCACGAUAAUCCAUUUGACUUCAAUGGGUUCAUCAUGCAGAUCAGUUCGUCCACUAUUUCCUCCAUGCCGUCAGAUUCUAACAACCCGAAAGUUUGCAUCACAGUUGCUCCUGUGUUCUUUUGCGCUGCCAUUUAUGUUCUAUUGACUCAAACAAUCUUACACAUUGAUGAAAGGGUCUCUCGCUUCAAAGCUCGAUAUUUCUCCUGGAUAUUCAUUUCCUGCGAUAUUGUGUCCCUCAUUUUGCAAGCCGUCGGCGGGGCACUAUCCUGUAUUGGAAGUACCAAAUUGAAGAUUCAAGUCGGAGUGGACGUUUCGCUCGCCGGAUUGAUCUUCCAGGUUGCUACGCUCUCUUUAUUCACGCUUCUCUUUCUCGACUACCUGCAUUCUUGCUGGAAACUAUACAACGGCAUGGUUUUUACCAGACGAAUGAAUGUCUUCCUCUUUUUUCUAACAUUGUCAACCAUUCUCAUUUUGAUUCGAUGUGUCUAUCGCAUUGUGGAGUUACACGCCGGAUAUUUCAGCCCUUUGUUCAGAGAUGAGCCACUAUUCAUCGCACUUGAGUCCGGGUAA